Molecule: messenger RNA, 400 nt
Organism: Astyanax mexicanus (Mexican tetra)
Lineage: Eukaryota; Metazoa; Chordata; Actinopteri; Characiformes; Acestrorhamphidae
Product: C-C motif chemokine 13-like
Exons: 3
Coding region: 103-378 (91 amino acids)
Biological process (GO): cellular response to interleukin-1; G protein-coupled receptor signaling pathway; inflammatory response
Cellular component (GO): extracellular region
Molecular function (GO): CCR chemokine receptor binding; chemokine activity
Source: RefSeq, a predicted model, not a curated record
GUAGAGAACUCUGAUUCUACACACACUGCUCUCUCUCUCUCUCUCCUCCACAGCAGAAGAGUCUUCAGUGUCUCUGUGUGUGAAUCAGGAUCUUCUGCUAGAAUGAGGAGUGGAUCUGCUCUGCUGUUGGUGCUGCUGCUCGGCUCUCUCCAGCUCUCCUCUAGUGCUCCUCACGGGACCUCUGUUGCUGACUGCUGUCCCAAACUGACUACAGUGAAGAAGAUUCCUCUGAAGAUGGUGGUGUCUUACACAGAGACACGCAGCGACUGUGCCCUUAAAGCCAUUGUGUUUACCACUAAAUUAAGAAAUUUCUGUGUGGAUCCGGAUAUUGAAUGGGUCAAGAGUCACGUUGCCGUACUGAAGAAGCGCUCACAAUAAUAUACAGCAUAGGUCGGCAAUA